This is a messenger RNA of Leptidea sinapis, 4775 nucleotides long. RefSeq names its product centromere protein I-like. The coding region runs from base 149 to 2140 and encodes 663 amino acids. NCBI's taxonomy places the organism in Eukaryota, Metazoa, Arthropoda, Insecta, Lepidoptera, Pieridae. The transcript is spliced from 13 exons. The record is from RefSeq and is a predicted model, not a curated record. Gene Ontology annotation, cellular component: kinetochore.
ACUUGUUAUUUGUUUGUAUUUCAUUAAUUUGUUGCCGCAAUAGAUCUAGUAUAUUAUUCAGGAUUGUCUCAUCUCCCCCUGUUGCUGUGUUUAGAAGUGUUUCUUUCGGAAAUAUUUUAAGGUCCAACUAGUUUAAAAUAAAGAAAAAAUGUCAGAUGUUAGUGAAAUACUGCAUUACAUGAAGUCAUUAAGAAAAGGGUUCGACAAAAGCCUGUUUGAGAGUAAAAUCGAAGAGCUUUGUGAUGUUGUGAUGAUUGCAGGCCUCAAUUCUGAUGAUUUUCAUUCCCUAUUUACUGUUUGGUUGAAUUUGAGUAUCCCAAUAAAAAAUUGGACAAGUUUAGGAUUGUGUAUUGUUCCGCAAGAGAUAGUGGGCCAGAAAUCUGUAGAAUACGCAUUGCGUUGGUUGCUAGAAAUUAACAAAAGCUGCAAUGAUUUUCCAAAAAUUGCGUUCCUACUGGAUUGGUUAACAGCUGCAAUGGAUUCUGACUCUGUUGAUAUGAAAGCAUUAGAUAUGGGAUAUGAGGUUUUUUAUGCCCUUUUGGCAAAUGAAGAGUUGAGUAUCCAUGCCCUGAAGCUCAUUUAUACUUUGACCAAACCAAUAGAUGUAACAAGGAAACGAGUGUUGGAAAUAUUAAACUAUAUUAAAAUUAGAGAGCAAAGAAUGAACCUGUGCAGACCACUGCAAGUCCUCCUGGGUUUAUUCAAGUCAUAUAAACCACAGUGUGUUCCAGAGGCUGUGCCCUAUAGAUCUAUUCACACUGCAUUCAGAAAAAUCAAUGUGCUUUUGAUUACAAGAUUUCAGACUUGUCAGAAUAGAAGAAACACGCGCCGUGUAGACAAACAAAAAUUGGUAUGGGUUGAACCAUUGAAUAUGAAGGGAAAUAAAAAGGGAAAUGCAAAUCCUCUUAUACCUGAAUUGGACUUUAUUUAUUUAAGUUCAUAUCAAUACUCUGACAAGGUUCCAGAAAAGAAUUACUUCGAUUUUUCUGACCCUGUUUCGCUGCUGCAGUACAGUCUCCACCACAAUCUGUCUCGCCCAGCUCGCAUGAGAGCUGUGUUCGCCAACUCAGCAGGUCGCGCCCAGCUGCUCCUAGCGCCCGCACACAUACACAACUUCUUUCUACACGAUCUGCAUCACGUGCUGUUCAACGCUUUCUUGGAUGUGUCCCCACACUCGAUGGAAGAGAAGAAGCAAUUCUUGGAACUUCUGGCGAUCUUCCAGUCGACAGUGAUGCAGGGGCUGUCUGUCAUCACGACCUUCCUAGCGAAGUUCUUACCCCAUUGGAAUGAGAAAGAUUACUUUAUGCAGAUACUGGCGUUGAUAGAGUGGCUGCACGUGGAGAGCCAUGACCAGGUGCGAGUGAUACUGGACACCCUCACCAAGGUGUACUGCAGGGCGCAUCCCAUCCAGCAGUGUGCCAUACUGAACAGUGUCACAAAGGCUUACACUAAUCUGGUAUACGCAAGUACGCGGAAGCGACACUUCUUCUUAAACGUUCAGCCGCCAGAAAAUAGCUACACAGAAAUGAUUGAGCUGGUCGCGUAUAAAAUAAAUGAAAUAUGCAGCAAGGGCUUGCAAACGAACCCAGAAGACAUGCGUGUGAUGCUCGGGAGUGUAUCGUCGCUACGGCGCUGCGUGCGAAUGGAGUUGUUAGUGUGCGGGCCGGUCGUAUCCACUCCCGCCUUAUUGACGGUCGCACUUCCGCUGAUAUCUACUUCCGCACUAGCAAUAGACAUGAUUGCGGACUUGCUACUGAUGUACAAGAAAAUAUUUUCCGCAAUCAAAGCGAAGUAUGGACGAAGGGACGAAAAGGACAUUGACAAGAUGAAAAUGCUAAAGGCGUUCACAUCUGACAUUGUUAGUUGCUUCCAAGAGCAAUUUAUAACUAACAGAAGUGAAGGGAUAAUAUUCAGCAACAUACAACCGAAUAUAAUUAAGAAAUUGACAUAUCUGGUUCCUGACGCUGACUCCAAAUUGAGUUUUAGGAAUCACGUUGCUUUCGCGCCCUAUACUAGUAUGAGGCACGAGCAAAUGAUUGAUGAUAUCGAUCACAAGAGUCUGUUUGACGCUAAAAUAGCUCAAGCCUUUGUGCAUUUGGGCCGGUUUGUUGAACUAUCGAUGCCUACGUUCAGGAAAUAAUUCGUGGGAAGUAAAUAUUAAGAAGUUUUCGGACGGUAUACUAUAUACUUUUAUGCUGACGGUACAUUUUUAUAAAUGCAGCUUGGAGUAGUAUAGGUAGUGACCGAGACUCAAAGCUGUUUUUUUAUUCGGCUAUAUUAAUAAAAAAUUAAGACAUAACUUUAUUAAAUUUUAUUAAUCAUAGCAAGGAAAAUUACGCUUUUCAUAAUUUUUUACUGGAUUUUGUGUUUUGCCAUUUAUCUGUCAUUCUGACAUAAUAUGUUUGACAUUGUUUAUAAUAACAUAGAUUAUGAUUGAAUUGUUUUAUUUUUUUUUUCGUAAUAUAUGUUACGGUUUUAUUUGAUUCUGCUCUUCAUCUCUGUGUUAACUUUCACCAAAUCUGACAUACCACCGUUCGUGCCCAGUAUGAGUUACAAAGUUUACUAAUAAUAAUAAUAAUAAUAGGUACAUUUAGGAUAAUCUAAAUUUAAAAUAGAUAAGUCUAUCGAACUUUUGUCAUUAUUAGAUUGCCAGUGGGAGGCUCCUUUGCACAGGAUGCCUGCUAGGUUAUGGGUACCACAACGGCGCCUAUUUCUGUCGUGAAGCAGUAAUGUGUAAGCAUUACUGUGUUUCUGUCUGAAGGGCGCCGUAGCUAGUGAAAUUACUGGGCAAAUGAGACUUAACAUCUUAUGUCUCAAGGUGACGAGCGUAAUGGUAAUGCCGCUCAGAAUUUUUGGGCUUUUCAAGAAUCCUGAGCGAAACAUCCUGCUCGUCUGGUCCCGUAUUUUCAUAUAAAAAAAGGUUUAAUUUCUUUAAUGGUGCCUAAUAAAACUCGUCAAAUUAGAAGAAAGCGUUUUGAGUAUUAACUAGGAUAUAAUACAAAAUAAAAAUUUAUUUUAAUUUUUUUAGCUACUUGUAAAUAUAUCUAUGUAAUAUCUUGGUAAUAUUUCUUUAACAAUCAUGUUAACAUAUAAUUUUAUAGUGUAUCAAAAUGUUUCAUAACUAAUUAUGCACUGAAUAUAAUUAGUACCAUUCUUCAUUUAUUAUGCUUUUAUAUAAUCCACGACAUUUAACCCAGUAUUAAAUUAAAUUAUAUAAUUAAGUAAUUGAUAAGUGAAAAUAAUAAUAAAUUAACUACCUCAUUGGUAUAAGAAGGUAAUUAUGGGGAUCUCUUCAUGGAGUGCAGUUUAGUCCAACUUGAGACACAGGAUUGUUUUUUAUUUCGAUUUGGGACCCGUAAUUAUUUUUAUUUUGCAAUAUUUGUUUUUUAUGGACACACUUUCUGUGAGAGAAUUUAACGCAUGCAGAAAUUUGAUUAAUUGUAAUCCAUACUUUUGCCAUGUAAAUUUUUUUUCGUGCCAAAAUAAAGUGAGAAAAUAAAUAAUAUAUCUAAUCAAAAAAAAAUACAGUGUAUUUGGGAUAUUAAAAGGUAACUUUUCACCAAAUUAUUUUGUAAAGGUAAAAAUAAAAAAUCAAAAAAAUUGGUAAUUUGAAUCUUUCGCAUAAAUUUCGAGGUUAUGUGAAAAAAGUGUGACAACAAAAGUUGAAGAAAUUUUUAUUACCUACAACUUUGCUAUUUAACUUUUUUCCAUAGGACUUGUAGCUCCGCCGGAAAUUAGGAUAAACCGUUUUUACCUUAAACACCCCUCCUUUUACACUUCCCAACCCCCACUUUGUCAAUAGGUUUCAUCCUACAAUUUUUUUUUUCAUUUUUAUAUAAUAAUUAUGACAAAUUCAUAAAAAACAAUAUUUUAUUUAUUAUGUAUCAGUCUUGUGACUGAACAACGUCUGUCGGAUGUCGAGUCAGCUAGUAUGUUUAUAUAUCAGAUAACCAAAAAGUAAUUUUUAAUACAGUUGCUCAAAAAGUGACGUAUUUCAGAGACCUAUAGCGUUCGGGAUGUGGGCUAUUUAUUACAUACUCGAGCUUUUUCUUUACCAUUUCCGAACUCGUGCGUUCUCUUUCCCAACUGUCAAAAUCAUGUCUAAAAAAAAAACAACCACGCAGUUUUUUACAAAAAAAAAAUUCAUAGAAGUUGUUACGAUUCAUGCAAAUAUUUCUAAAAAGAAGCUACUAAUUUGUUUCAAUAUCAGAUUUAAUGAUUUGAUUCAAUGAGUUGGGUUUCAUUUCAUUUAAUCUCAUUAAAUUUCAUUUUCAUUUCAUAUCAAUAAAAAAAAUCUACUGAAGACUUGGCUGUAUGGGCAUAGUUCCCUUUGCCUACCCAGAAUGUGUGAAGAAAGCAAAAAAAUUAUCUCUGCUUAUAGUAUUUUACGGUUGGCGCCAUUUUCCAUGAUUAGUUGAGUUUAUCGUGGUUUUAUUAUUCUAUUAAAUUGCUUAAUUUUUUCGCAACUGUAUUAAAAAUUGUUGUUCAGUACACGUGCGGAACCGUCAUUGCAACUUGUUCCGACUGUCAACCCUCACCUUCGGUUGCGCCUCGGCUCGGGUAGACAUUUGCUCGGAAGUCUUUGCAAUGACAGACUUUCCGCACUCGUAAUGAAAAAUACUAUUCCCAAACAACGUUUUAAUCGAAUAAUCUAAAUAACAAUACUAUUGUGUAUUUGCUUCGAUUAUGUUAUAAAAUAUUUUUCUUGAAUUAUGUAAUAACUAUUUAAUUAGUUUACCCACCUUUGUAAUUUUUAAUAAAUAAUUUUUAUGCAA